Molecule: messenger RNA, 432 nt
Organism: Dentiscutata erythropus
Lineage: Eukaryota; Fungi; Glomeromycota; Glomeromycetes; Diversisporales; Gigasporaceae
Source: the annotation of a GenBank genome assembly
AUGUUUAAAUCAUUUCCUAACGAAGAUCAAUUUAAGUUGAUAUUACUUGAACCAACUAAAUAUGAAACCAAUUGCGAGGUUCCAACUGUUAUAGUAUUUCGCAUUGUCGAACUUAAUUUGAUAAUUGGGGGAUACAAUCCAUUUAAGUUAAAAUACUCAUCAAUGCAUUCACCUUCCUUAAAGGCUAAAAUGGAAUAUAGUUUUAUGUUCAAAAUUGAUAAUGAUAAAAAAAUUAAAUUUGUUUCUAUUUUAGGGACUAAAUAUUUUAAUUUAAAAUAUAAUUAUAUUAGACCAUUAAAUAUCUUUGACUUUACAUUUCACCAUAAUUAUAAAAAUAUUUCUUAUAAGCAACAUUUUUAUCCUAAAAUUUUAGAUGGUAGUUAUUACAAUGUCGAAGGAUUAGAAGUCUUUAAAGUAGUUGAAAGUGGUUGA